CCGUGUCCGCGGGUCAUAUGAUACCGCUUCGUUAUGUCAUCAUCUUGCGACGGUCUUUGACAGAAUGGUCCAUGUGAACAGGUUUUAACCAAAGUUAUCGUUAAAUAUCGCUGAACUCUCUACUGCCCCUCUGCAAGUUGAACAUGAGAUGGUGACCCUGACUACCCAGUUGUGAGAACCUUUUUCUUUCCUCCCCUACCUGUGGGCUCUGUCUUGUCUCUGAGGCCUGAUGGCCAGCCGCCUCUUAGGCAGGUAUGCCCGUCUGUUCUGCAGGGCCUCCUCCCAGGCUCCAGCUGCUACUGCUGCUGCCCGCCUGCCUCUAGCUGUGGUUGAGCCUGCAGAGGUGCAGAGAGCUCAGGGCUGGCCAUGGGUCACAGAGAGGUUAAUGUGUGAAGGAAGGACAGUUCCUAAGGACGAAAAACACCUAGACACGCCUGCACGCACGCAGCUGGAUGAGUUGGUGGAAAAGGCAGAAGAUCCAGAAAGCAUCCUGCUGGCAUGGGCGGAGUAUGGAGGAAGUAGUCAACAGGCUGCUAAUGCUCUAGUAAAAUGGGCUCAGUUGGUACAAAAGACAAAUAGAGAUUUUAAGAAACAAGCACCAGACAUGAUGACAGAUCCAAGGCUACUGAACAUAAUCAACACUGUCGCUCAGGCGGUGAAUAAAGUGUGGAACAGCAGCCUAGUGUCUGUCUUGCGAGCUCUCUGGAUCAUACAUACCCCCAGCACUGAGCCAGUGCUCAGUUCUGUCCAGAAUGAGGUCCUGUGGAGAAUCCGCAGGCUAUCCUGCAAACACCUGACCUUCCUUGUAGAAUGGGGAGCAAACAGGAAAGCUGUGCAGGAUGUGAACAUAGUGAACACUGCAUUGAAACAGUUGGAACUGCGCUGGACUGAAAUCGAUGACACUAAAACUGUCACUAGUCUCAUCAUGAAAGGACAUCGAAUGUCACCUACCCUGUUAGAAAAACUGGAGGACAAGGCUUUGGAGCUGGCUGAGAGCUUCUCAGUGGAUGAUAUUCGUAAAGUUUGUCUAUCUCUGGCCUCUCAGAAACACAGAUCUGUCCCGCUGCUGAGAGCUCUGUCCUACUACCUACUGCAGAAACCUUCAGCAGACUUCACCACCUCUCUGAUCCUGGAUAUGGCCUUUGUAUAUGGGAAGUUGAACUUCAACCAGACUCAGGUUUUUCAGCGAAUGGCAGCAGAGUUAUUACCUAGAGUUCCUGAGCUCAUCUCUCUUGAUGUCACACGCUGUGCUAAGUCAUUCGGCUUCCUCAAGUGGCUCCACUUGCCUCUUUUUGAGGCCUUUGCCGAGCACUACACAGUCAACAGUAAGGAGUACAGCACUCUUCAGCUUUGUAAUCUACUCAUGACAUUCGCCAGACUUAACUUUCAGCCCAGCAAAGGAGAAGAGUUUUAUACUAAGGUUCACUCUGUGCUGGAGGACUCUCUCUCAGGCCUGGAGCCCUUCUUGCAGACAGAUGUAGUUUGGGCUCUGUGUGUGCUACAGCAGGCUAAGCCUCAUUACCUCAUUCCACUUACUCAGCAGAGCCACCUUACUAAACUAUCAGAGGGCAGUGCAGCUCGAGUGGAGAACUAUCAGCUAAAGAUCCUCCACAUUGCUGCUACACUCCUCUUAGAGCAUCCAGAUGUCUCCGAUUCUCACUCCUCCCUGAGUGCACUCUCGGUCCCGUCCAGAAGCUCCCCGCUCUCCCCCUUGCAGAGCGGUCUGAGGGAGACUCUACAGAGUUUAGUAGGUGGGAGAGCAGAGACACUUCGCACCGGGGUCGACACUGUGUAUGGAUGGACUAUUGAGGGUGAGCUGGUAGUGGAUUGUGACAACAAACCAGUCGACAUGUCACAUCUGAAAGCCCCUCAUCUACCCAGUGGAGGAGGAAACCAGGCUUUACCUGCAGGGGCCCGGCGGCUUGCUUUCUUGGCUUGGGAGUUUCCAAACUUUGGCUCGAAGAGUAAAGACCUUCUGGGACGCUUCACCAUGAUGAAGAGACAUCUCCAGCUGGCUGGCUUCAUCACAGUGGAGGUACCGUAUUAUGAGUGGCUAGAGCUGAAGACAGACUGGCAGAAAGUGGCAUACCUGAAGGAUAAAAUCGGGAAGGCUGUGGCGGAGGACAUGGCCAAAUGAGCCCAUCAGUCUGAGCAACAAAAACUGCAGACUCAGCUAAAUUAGAGCUUUCCAGCCCAAAUUGGACGACAGGGAAUACACACGUACGCCCACACUCACACUCAGAGUGGAGCGGCAUUGCAGAAAAGCUCUCCCGUACUUUGUCAGGAAAAAAAAAAUCAUAUUUUUGCUCUGGUUCCCUUGGCAACGUAUGGGGCUUUCCCUGUUUCCAUGGUGAUGACUAGCGAGGGUUUUGGAGGCACACAGAAAGACAGAAAUAAACACAUCGACGAGCCCAUCUGCAGGAAUGAUAUGAUCCACCAGAAAGAGUGACUUGUCAAAACAGAAGAACUAGAUCCAAUUGUUUAAUAUCAGAAUGUGGAAACAUUAAAAUAACUAAAUUAUCUCUGUGAAUGUGUGUCAACUUGUGAUGGAAUAAACAGUUUUAAUGCUA
Messenger RNA from Cheilinus undulatus (humphead wrasse), 2570 nucleotides. RefSeq names its product transforming growth factor beta regulator 4 (gene fastkd4). Gene Ontology annotation, cellular component: ribonucleoprotein granule; mitochondrial matrix. NCBI's taxonomy places the organism in Eukaryota, Metazoa, Chordata, Actinopteri, Labriformes, Labridae. Gene Ontology annotation, biological process: regulation of mitochondrial mRNA stability; mitochondrial RNA processing. The coding region runs from base 230 to 2137 and encodes 635 amino acids. The record is from RefSeq and is a predicted model, not a curated record. The transcript has 11 exons. Gene Ontology annotation, molecular function: RNA binding.